GCGAAAAACCCCUCGGCUCUCUCUCUCUCUCAAACAAGCUUUUCUAAAAGGGAGAAGAGAGAUUUUCAUUACACAGAAGCUUUCCUAGAGGAGAACUCUCUCUCUCUCUCUCUCUCUCUCUCUCUCUCUCUAUCUCUCUCUCUCUCUCUGUCUCUCUCUCAUGGCUCUCGCCACCGCGAGGCAACGACGCCCUCCCACCUCAUCUUCGCCUUCUACGGAGAGCUACACCAAGGAGGACAAACCACAGAAGAAAUUGGACGGUGGAGAGAAGACGGAUGGCGGAUCCAUGAGCUGGAAGCUCCCGUUCUUCGCACUGGUAAUCCUCCGAUACAUGAGCGCGACAUCCAACAUCAUACACGACUGCGACGAGGUCUUCAAUUACUGGGAGCCUCUACAUUUUCUCCUCUUCAAAUCCGGAUUCCAGACCUGGGAAUACAGUUCUCAGUUUGCUCUCCGGUCUUAUCUCUACAUUCUUUUUCACCAACUAGUGGCCAUACCUGCUUCCUGGUUUUUCAGCGAGGAAAAAGUUAAAGUGUUUUAUUCGGUAAGACUCUUCCUUGGACUCAUAUCAGCAAUCACAGAGACAGUUCUGAUUGUGGCCCUUUCUAGGAGAUAUGGAAAACGGCUCGCUUCUUAUGCACUCGCAAUGCUAUGCUUAACCAGCGGUUGUUUUUUUGCUAGUACAAGUUUCUUGCCGAGUUCAUUCUCCAUGUAUGCUGUCACUCUUUCAUCAGCACUAUUCCUUCUUGGGAAACCUGCAAUGGCAGUUUCAGUAGCAGCUGCAGGGGUCCUCCUUGGUUGGCCAUUCUCCAUCCUAGCUGUUUUACCACUUACAAUUUACUCCUUAGUUACUGGAAGAUUCAUCCGGGUGUUUCUUUCAGGCGCAGCAACUUCUCUUGCCACUCUUGCACUCUCAGUACUUAUCGAUUACUACUACUAUGGGAAAUGGACGUCAUCUGUGCUUAAUCUGUUGAUAUAUAAUGUCUUGGGAGGUGGCGAGAGCCAUUUGUAUGGGACUGAAGGGCCAUUGUAUUAUUUGAGGAAUGGAUUUAAUAAUUUCAAUUUUAGUUUCAUUCUUGCAUUACUGUUCUUGGGAAUUCUGCCUAUUGCAAGGAAAAAGUAUGCCCCAGACCUGCUGGUGGUAGUCUCUCCAAUUUAUAUCUGGUUGGCAUUUAUGUCGUUGCAGCCCCACAAAGAAGAAAGGUUCCUUUAUCCAGUAUACCCACUGAUUUGUGUCGCUGCUGCAGCUGUCAUUGAAAGCUUUCCAGAUCUUUUCCGAGAUAAGUUUGGAGUCAUUGAAGAUUCUCCAGUUGUUAUGGUUGCGAAAAUUCUCAGACCUGUGGUUCUUGGCCUCAUAUUAUGCGCAUCGCAUGCUCGGACAUUCUCAUUGAUGCAUGGAUACUCAGCACCUAUGGAGAUUUACAAGCAUUUAGAACAUCAUGAUGAUGCUGGAGUAGGUUCUACGCUUUGUGUUGGAAGCGAAUGGCAUAGGUUUCCUUCAUCUUUUUUCAUCCCUUCACAUGUGGGCGAAGUACGAUGGAUUGAUGAUGGUUUCCAAGGGCUUCUUCCAUUUCCAUUCAAUUCAACUCUUGGAGGAACUGCAGCAGCGCCACCUUAUUUCAACAAUAAGAACAAGGCAUCUAAUGAGCAAUAUCUCAGGGAUCUUGAUGCCUGUACUUUCCUGGUGGAGCUGGAUCUGAAGCGGCCAUAUGCUACCCGAGGAAGUGAUUUAUCGACGUGGGAGACCGUUGCUGCGAUACACUAUCUAGACAGGGAGAUGUCACCCGCUAUGUAUCGGUCAUUCUUCAUCCCAUAUCUGUGGCAAGCAAAGAAUGUGUUUGGCCUGUACAAAUUGCUUAGGAGAAUACCAAAGUGACACAGGAUAAUGCGUAAUUACCUCCCGUGGAAAUAGUUGCAAAUUCACCAUUUUGGGGAUAGAGGGGCAAUGCAACCCCACCAUGCUACUGUUUGGAAGUCCAAUCAUCCUCUCUGCAACUGCUUGUAGCUUUUAGGUUGAUUUUGUAAUGGUAUGCUAACUGGAUUCUCUUAUUCCAUCACAGACUGACCAGCUUAACCAAAUGGGGAUGUUGUCCUGAAGUUUUGUUAUCUGGAGAAUUGUAGACUGGCCAUUUUGUUACUCAAUGCUCGCAGUUGAAUCA
Magnolia sinica is the source of this 2159-nucleotide messenger RNA. Its product is annotated as dol-P-Man:Man(6)GlcNAc(2)-PP-Dol alpha-1,2-mannosyltransferase. Bases 161 to 1876 code for a protein of 571 amino acids. The record is from RefSeq and is a predicted model, not a curated record. Gene Ontology annotation, molecular function: alpha-1,2-mannosyltransferase activity. Lineage: Eukaryota; Viridiplantae; Streptophyta; Magnoliopsida; Magnoliales; Magnoliaceae. Gene Ontology annotation, cellular component: endoplasmic reticulum membrane. The transcript has 10 exons. Gene Ontology annotation, biological process: protein N-linked glycosylation.